GUGUGUUCAUUUUCAUUUCAUUUCAUUCUCACCUUCAUUUCUUGCUCAAUUGCCCACAAACCUAACCUCCACCUCACUACCUUCCCUUCUUUCUCUCUUCCCUUUAAAGAAAAACAAAAAAAAAGAGAGCUCUCUCUACUGAGUUGUAAACAUGGCUGAAUCGGUGGAGCUACCGGGUCGACUCGGCAUCCUUCCCUUCCGUAACAAGGUCCUUUUACCUGGCGCCAUCAUUCGUAUUCGAUGCACUUCACCUAGCAGUGUAAAAUUGGUGGAGCAAGAGCUGUGGCAGCGGGAAGAGAAGGGAUUGAUUGGCAUUCUUCCGGUUCGUGAUGCUGCUGAGACAGCAGCAGCAGCAGUUGUCCCCAUGGUAUCUCAAGGCGUGGGAAGUGAUUCCGGAGAGAGAAGCACAAGAGUUCAAGUUGGUACAUCUGAUUCUCAAAGGCUUGAUGUCAAAAAUCAACAGGAAAAUAUUCAAUGGCAUCCCAGAGGAGUCGCAGCUCGUGCUUUACAUUUGUCAAGAGGAGUGGAGAAACCAAGUGGGAGGGUCACAUACACGGUCAUCCUUGAAGGUUUGUGCCGAUUCAGUGUUCAGGAACUUAGCACCAGAGGAACGUAUUAUACAGCACGGAUAUCUCCUCUUGAAAUGACAAAGACUGAGAUGGAGCAAGUGGAGCAAGAUCCAGAUUUCAUAACAUUGUCUCGUCAAUUUAAAGCAACUGCCAUGGAGUUGAUAUCUGUUCUUGAGCAGAAACAAAAAACAGGAGGAAGGACAAAAGUUCUUUUGGAGACAGUUCCUGUUCACAAAUUGGCGGAUAUCUUUGUUGCUAGUUUCGAAAUAAGUUUUGAAGAGCAAUUGUCUAUGUUGGAUUCAGUUGAUUUGAAAGUAAGGCUUUCAAAAGCUACUGAAAUAGUUGACCGCCAUUUACAGUCAAUACGUGUAGCAGAGAAGAUUACACAGAAGGUUGAGGGACAGUUAUCGAAAUCACAGAAAGAAUUUCUUUUGCGUCAGCAGAUGAGAGCUAUAAAAGAGGAGCUUGGUGACAAUGAUGAUGAUGAGGAUGACGUUGCUGCCUUGGAAAGAAAGAUGCAAAGUGCAGGAAUGCCUUCAAAUAUCUGGAAGCAUGCACAGAGGGAGUUAAGGAGGCUUAAAAAGAUGCAACCUCAGCAACCUGGAUAUAAUAGUUCACGAGUUUACUUGGAGCUUCUUGCUGAUCUGCCUUGGCAGAACACCAGUGAAGAACUUGAGUUGGAUUUGAAAGCUGCAAAAGAACAACUUGAUAGUGACCACUAUGGUUUAGUCAAGGUUAAGCAGCGGAUUAUUGAAUAUCUAGCUGUUCGAAAGCUUAAACCAGAUGCAAGAGGUCCAGUCUUGUGCUUUGUUGGUCCACCAGGUGUUGGGAAAACAUCUUUGGCAUCAUCUAUUGCUGCUGCUUUGGGCAGAAAAUUUGUACGCAUAUCACUUGGUGGAGUUAAGGAUGAGGCCGAUAUUAGAGGGCAUAGGAGAACAUACAUUGGAAGCAUGCCUGGGCGUCUUAUUGAAGGGUUAAAGAGAGUAGCUGUUUGUAAUCCGGUCAUGCUGCUGGAUGAGAUUGACAAAACGGGUGUUGAUGUACGUGGGGAUCCGGCUUCAGCUUUACUGGAGGUUCUUGACCCAGAACAAAACAGAACAUUCAAUGAUCACUAUUUGAAUGUUCCAUUUGACCUUUCAAAGGUGGUUUUUGUGGCAACUGCAAAUAGGGUGCAGCCUAUUCCUCCUCCACUCUUAGAUCGGAUGGAAGUCAUUGAGCUGCCUGGAUACACACCUGAAGAAAAGCUUAAAAUAGCCAUGCGGCAUUUGAUUCCCAGAGUUCUGGAUCAGCAUGGGUUGAGUUCUGAGUUCCUUCAAAUUCCAGAGGAUAUGGUGAAACUUGUCAUUCAGCGGUACACUAGAGAGGCUGGUGUUCGGAAUCUGGAGAGGAACUUGGCUGCCUUGGCUCGUGCAGCAGCAGUGAGAGUUGCGGAGCAGGAACAAGCUGUCCCGCUAAGCAAAGAUGUGCACCAGCUUGGUUCACCGCUGCUAGAAAACAGACUUGCUGAUGCUGACGGGGGUGAAGUGGAAAUGGAAGUCAUUCCGAUGUCUGUAAAUAAUCAUGAGAUAUCAAAUACGUUUAGGAUUGCUUCACCCUUGGUUGUGGAUGAGGCUAUGCUAGAAAAAGUACUGGGGCCUCCAAGGUUUGAUGAUAGAGAAACUGCAGAACGGGUUGCAAGCCCUGGGGUAUCUGUGGGGCUUGUUUGGACCACAUUUGGUGGAGAGGUCCAAUUUGUAGAAGCCACAGCUAUGGUGGGAAAUGGUGAAUUACAUCUCACAGGGCAACUUGGUGAUGUUAUCAAAGAAUCUGCACAAAUAGCACUAACAUGGGUAAGAGCCAGGGCAGCUGAUCUUAAUCUAGCAGCUUCUGAGGAUAUCAAUAUCUUGGAGGGCCGGGAUAUUCAUAUACAUUUUCCUGCUGGGGCUGUACCUAAGGAUGGGCCCUCUGCUGGUGUGACUCUGGUAACAGCACUGGUUUCACUGUUCAGUCAGAGAAGAGUGAGAGCAGACACAGCAAUGACUGGAGAGAUAACAUUGAGGGGUCUAGUGCUACCUGUUGGUGGGGUCAAGGAUAAGAUUUUGGCAGCACACCGCUAUGGUAUCAAGAGAGUUAUCCUGCCUGAGAGAAAUUUGAAAGACUUGGUUGAAGUACCAGCAGCUGUUCUUGCCAAUCUGGAGGUACUACUUGCUAAGCGAAUGGAAGACGUGUUGGAGCAGGCUUUUGAAGGUGGGUGCCCAUGGAGACAAGGCUCGAAGUUGUGACAGGACGCUGGAGGCCUAUUAAACAAACAAAAUCUUUGGUGAUUAAUUUGCUGUGCCUUUUGCCACAUCCAUUUGGCAUACAAGAUUUCCCAAUGUUCAACAACUGCCUUGAGUGAUCGGAGACUGAAAAAAUUGACUUGAACUAGUCAUGCUCCAGUGAAAUAGGGUUCUAACUUGAUUUGGAGAGGCUCAAUGAUCCGAGUUCUUUUUUUGAUGAUUGGAUGGAAGUGCUUCCAAUGUAUGGCUCUUUUUUUUGGGUAUAAUUAAUCUGUAAUUAUUGAGGGAGAGCAGCUGCUUCCCUUUAGUUUUUCCACAUCCCCCUCCUCAUCUUUCGCUCUGUAAUCAUAAAUUAAUUUAUUUCCUCAUUGUGUAUAAAUGUCAUUAUUUGAGCAAGGGAAUUCAUGCCAUCCAAUUCAUUUAUAACUAUUAAAAAAAAUUGAUGUUUCUUCUCUUCA
Messenger RNA from Quercus robur (English oak), 3285 nucleotides. Its product is annotated as lon protease homolog 2, peroxisomal. Gene Ontology annotation, molecular function: ATP binding; serine-type endopeptidase activity; ATP hydrolysis activity. Gene Ontology annotation, biological process: protein catabolic process; protein targeting to peroxisome; protein processing. The coding region runs from base 152 to 2830 and encodes 892 amino acids. The record is from RefSeq and is a predicted model, not a curated record. The transcript is spliced from 17 exons. NCBI's taxonomy places the organism in Eukaryota, Viridiplantae, Streptophyta, Magnoliopsida, Fagales, Fagaceae. Gene Ontology annotation, cellular component: peroxisomal matrix.